Molecule: messenger RNA, 1122 nt
Organism: Podarcis muralis (Common wall lizard)
Lineage: Eukaryota; Metazoa; Chordata; Lepidosauria; Squamata; Lacertidae
Source: RefSeq, a predicted model, not a curated record
AUCCGAUUGUGAACAGAAUCUUCCGCGAAGCGAGGUUGAUUUCUUGCUGGCUCUGAAGGCGCGCCAUGGCGAGGAGCGCGCGGGACUGCCUGCUGGAUUGCCUGGAGAACUUGGAGGAGGGCGAGCUGAGGAGGUUCAAGGCCAAGCUGAACGAGUUCCCCGUGCGCCGGGGCUACAACAACAUCCCCCGAGGGCGGAUGCAGAAGGCGGAUGCGCUGGACCUCAAAGACCUGCUGGUCAGCUUCUACACCGAGGAGUACGCCGUGCAGCUGACCGCCGAGGUGCUGGAAGCCAUCAACUGCAAGGACCGCGCCGAGGAGCUCCUGGCCGCCACUGGGAACAGGCCGCAGCUUCGAAACUCUUCCAACGUGCACUUCAUUGAGCGGCACAGGGAGGCGCUAAUCCAACGGACCACCCCAGUGGAACCAGUGCUGGAUAAAUUGUUUGGCUCCGUCCUCAGUGAUGAGCAAUACCAAAAAAUCACUGCCAAGGAAACUAACCCAGACAAGAUGCGAGAGCUCUACAGGCUUGUGCCAAGCUGGGACCUCCGGUGCAAGAAUAAGCUGUAUGAGGCACUGAAGGCCAAAAACCCACAUCUUGUGAAUGAUCUGGAAGGGCGAUAAGGCCACAAGGGAAGGCAGAAGGCAAGACCCCUUUCAAGGCACCAGAAAUCCACCUCCCUAUUGCCAAGGGACUCCUACAGACAAAGCCAUACCAUGUAUUUUCCCAAGCACUCACUACGCCCCAAUCAGGACACUGUGCAAAGGCAAGAAUAGCCUGCAACCAUAGCAGGGCUCUCAUAGUCAGAGCUGCUGUGUAACCUGGGAAGGCAAGAGGGGCACCUGGUUCUGUUGUUCAGGCCUUUGGGGUGGGGCAGGGGACAGUUUUCAGCAUAUAUCCUAACACCUCCCCAUUUGGCUCGCCCUGCUCUUUUGGCCAAGCCACAGCCACCUUCCAUGCACCUGCUGUCAGGCUUGGGGCAGGUAAAGAUGCAGCUGGGCCAUGCAGGGGCUGCCUGUCACUUGACUGGAGGCAGCAGCUGUGCAGUGGCACCUUGGUUCUCAAACUUAAUCCAUUCCAGAAGUCCGUUCCAAAACCAAGGCGUUCCAAAACCAAGGUGCG